This is a messenger RNA of Aspergillus oryzae RIB40, 795 nucleotides long. RefSeq names its product fungal specific transcription factor domain-containing protein. The transcript has 3 exons. Bases 1 to 795 code for a protein of 264 amino acids. The record is from RefSeq and is a predicted model, not a curated record. NCBI's taxonomy places the organism in Eukaryota, Fungi, Ascomycota, Eurotiomycetes, Eurotiales, Aspergillaceae.
AUGGGCCGAGUGCUGUCGAUCGAGAACCAGCUGCUCUCGUGGGUUAUGGCGCUUCCGAACAACCUUCGUCAAUUAUCGUUGCAAGACUUACGCGAGGAAGUUGGGCAAUCGGACUCCCAGCCGCGGCUGUUUCCCCUGAAGUUUCGGGUAAUCCUCACACUGCGAUAUCUCCACAUCCAGAUCUUGCUGCAUCGGCCCAUUCUAGUCAAAUUUCUUGAUGCUAGCCACGCGUCCGGUCUGGAACCCGGCGAAGAGCGGGUUUUAAAUGAAAUUGGCUAUAGUAGCAUGAAGAAGUGCGUCGAAUCGGCCAUGGGUAUUAUCGACAUGAUCCACGAGCUAGUCUGUGCGACAGGGUGGCAGCGCGAUCUUCUUGGGGCGUGGUGGUACUCUCUUUAUUACAGUAAGUUGCCCUCCUUGGCUUUCCUUUGGAUUUGCGAGUAUCUCAUCACUUUGUCUCCCGGGAUAGCCUUCAAUGCGGCACUGGUCAUUAUCGGGGCCACCUGGGUACAGCGCACAAGGCAGUCGGUCCGAGAUUUCCCGUCACAUCAGCUUGCCAACAUCGAGCUCUAUCCUGGUCGCGCCGUCGCAACUCUGCGUCAACUGGAUAUGGGUAAUCGGAUGGUGGAUCGCUGCAGGUACUACCUUGAGCAGCUGAUAUCCAUCCUCCAUUUAGAGCCGGAGAAUUCAACCGACACGGCCCCCAUUGACCUUGGCCUGGCCGCCAUGGGCAGCUCCACCACGGACGGGUCCGGCAUUGGAACGUUGGUAGGCUGCGCCAUCAUCGACCACACCUGA